AAGCAAUCAGGCCUGGUUCUGAAGAGUUUUUUCCCCGACACUCGUUCAGUGGUCUCUUGCGAGGACGCGGCAGUGCGUGGAGUCGGCUAAGGGAAAAGCGAGGCAAGGCAGGCGGGUCUUCAGAGGUCUACAUUUUAGCUCUCAGUGCUGAAUUUUCUUCUCCCUUAAAUUAUUAUAAACUUUUGCUGCUGUUAAAUUACCGUGAAGAUGUCUCGCAGUCCUGAUGCGAAGGAAGACCCUGUGGAAUGCCCUCUUUGCAUGGAGCCUUUGGAGAUAGACGAUAUCAACUUUUUCCCUUGCACCUGUGGCUACCAGAUUUGCCGAUUUUGUUGGCAUCGAAUUCGCACUGAUGAAAAUGGGCUUUGUCCUGCAUGUAGAAAGCCAUAUCCAGAAGACCCUGCAGUUUAUAAACCACUCUCCCAGGAAGAACUGCAAAGGAUAAAAAAUGAGAAGAAACAGAAACAAAAUGAGAGAAAACAGAAAAUAUCAGAAAAUCGCAAACAUUUGGCUAGUGUACGGGUUGUGCAAAAAAACCUCGUCUUUGUUGUAGGUCUAUCUCAGCGCCUAGCAGACCCAGAGGUUUUAAAACGACCAGAAUAUUUUGGGAAGUUUGGUAAAAUACAUAAAGUUGUCAUCAAUAAUAGCACAUCAUAUGCAGGCUCACAGGGUCCAAGUGCCAGUGCUUAUGUAACCUAUAUCCGGUCAGAAGAUGCUCUUAGAGCCAUACAGUGUGUCAACAAUGUGGUGGUAGAUGGCAGAACACUUAAGGCAUCUUUAGGUACAACAAAGUACUGCAGUUACUUCUUAAAGAAUAUGCAGUGUCCCAAACCCGACUGCAUGUAUCUACAUGAAUUGGGGGAUGAGGCGGCCAGCUUCACAAAAGAGGAAAUGCAGGCGGGUAAACACCAGGAAUAUGAACAGAAGUUACUUCAGGAAUUAUAUAAAUUAAAUCCCAAUUUUCUUCAACUAUCCACGGGUUCAGUUGAUAAGAAUAAGAACAAAGUGACGCCACUGCAGAGGUAUGAUACCCCAAUCGACAAACCUUCAGAUUCUCUCAGUAUAGGGAAUGGUGAUAAUUCCCAACAGAUAUCUAACAGUGAUACACCAUCACCACCACCUGGUUUAUCAAAAUCCAACCCAGUCAUCCCCAUCAGUUCAUCCAAUCACAGUGCACGAUCCCCUUUUGAAGGGGCAGUAACAGAGUCACAGUCGUUAUUCUCAGACAAUUUUCGCCAUCCCAACCCUAUUCCAAGUGGGCUUCCUCCUUUCCCCAGCUCCCCACAGACAUCCAGUGACUGGCCUACAGCACCAGAACCACAGAGCCUCUUCACAUCAGAAACAAUCCCAGUAUCGUCCUCUACAGACUGGCAAGCAGCAUUUGGCUUUGGUUCUUCAAAACAACCAGAGGAUGACUUGGGUUUUGAUCCUUUUGAUGUCACUCGAAAAGCCUUAGCAGACCUAAUUGAGAAGGAACUGUCCGUCCAAGAUCAACCUUCCCUUUCGCCUACAUCUCUUCAGAACUCCUCUUCACACACUACAACCGCCAAAGGUCCAGGCUCUGGAUUCCUGCAUUCUGCUGCACCUACAAAUGCCAACUCUCUCAAUAGUACCUUUUCAGUCUUGCCACAGAGGUUUCCUCAAUUUCAGCAGCACCGAGCAGUUUAUAAUUCGUUCAGUUUUCCAGGCCAGGCAGCCCGCUAUCCUUGGAUGGCCUUCCCACGCAAUAGCAUCAUGCACUUGAACCACACAGCAAACCCCACCUCAAAUAGUAAUUUCUUGGACUUGAAUCUCCCGCCACAGCACAACACAGGUCUGGGAGGGAUCCCUAUAGCAGGGGAAGAAGAGGUGAAGGUUUCGACCAUGCCACUGUCAGCCUCUUCCCAUUCAUUACAACAAGGACAGCAGCCUACAAGUCUCCACACUACUGUGGCCUGACAACAGAACUGAGAGGAGAGGAUUAGACUCUGGGGUGCUUGCAUGGGCAACCGGAUUUUUGCAUGAUUCCUUUCUGAUUUUGCAUUUAAUGUAUACACCCAAAAGAGCCAACAUAAACGUUCCUCAUGCCUACAACUAGUGUGUUACCUCAUAGUUGCUAAAGUAUUUCUUCAUUAGGCCUUUAACAUUUAUUAGCAUAACAAUUUUGGCAUUGUUUCUCAUGAGUGAUACUAUUUUUAACGCAUACAAAUAAACUUGUAGCACUAAUUAAGAUCCCAGAUGAGAUUAGCUAGAAUUGUUCUUAUUUUGGCUCUAUUAUUGAAAAUAUACAAAAGUAAUGGUAGUUCUUGUUUUCUGAUAUGUGAAAAAAAUGGUAAUAUCCUACUCGUGAAACAUUUGGAAAUUAAGAAAAUAAUGUCUAUUGCAUUCUUUGAAUACUUUAGAAGAAAGAAUACAUAUAAAACACAAUUGGUGGUGUCAUUUAAUGCUCAGAAGGAUAUUGUCAUCAAUUGUUCAUAGUUGUCUGGAUUUAUAUCCUAUAUUAUGCAUUACAUGUGUAGAAACUGUUUUGUUCUCUCAUUUGCACAUUUGCACUUUCUUUUUAAUGGUUGUUAAUUAUACAUAGAUGGUUAAAAGAUAAUUAUUAUAGCCUAAAUGCAAUAUAAUCUCUUUUCUAAUGCACUGCCUAGUAUACCAGGAAAUGCCUCAAAAACAGAAUUUCAACUUAUAGUUGACCUAUCAGAAACUUGAAUAUGGGGUAAUCAUUGUAUGUGAGAAGCAACCGUAGUAGUGUAACAUUUUUAUUGAACAAACAUAGUUCUGUGGAAUAUUUGGAAAUUUCGUUGUUUGAUCAUUAAAAUGUGGUAAUCAGACUGUAUUGUAAGUACCUGACCAGAAUGAGACUAAGGUGGAAGAUAAGAGAUUGUAUAUCUAAAGUUUGGCCACGUAAGUUGUAAUAGAUAACUUUAGUUAAUCACAGAGAAUAGUGGAGUACUUUGUUAGGAUGUAAUGUGAAAUGAUGUUUUUGAAUUAUACAAAAUUUAUUGAAAUAGUUUUAAAACUAAUAAUAAAAGGAAAUAAAUUGAACUCAGUUCUGAGCAGUGGACAAAAGCCGUUUCAGAAAUAUGACCAUAUUCUGCCUAAAUGAAGCAUCUGAGAAGAAAGGGAAAAUCAGACCUCCUCUUGAGAUUUUUAAAAAAACAAAUGUAAUAAAAAGGUAUGCCUUAAUUUGUUAAGAAAUAAUGAAAGGGAUAUAUGAAUACCAAAAAGAAGUCUAGAGAAUUAAAAUAAUAAUAAAUACCUUAUUAGGUGAUAGUGUCAUGUUGGAGUUGUCAAGGUUGCCACUAUAUAAAGAUCUGAUUAUUUUCUAUUAGAUAUAAUGUAACAAAUUAAAUGGCUUUAUCCUGAGGUAUCUUAUAGUAAACCAAAAAUCUUUCCUUAGAUUUGGUUACCUGAGGGGGCAGAAACAACUAAUUAGCCAUUUUAAGUUAUUUUUGUAAACUUCAGCAUAAAUAGUAAUCUCUGAUUUCUCUUUAGAAGUGACUACACCAUUACAAGACAAUACCAAUUGAGAAAAUACCAAUAAAAUAUUGUAGACUCAUUAAACAU
Molecule: messenger RNA, 3543 nt
Organism: Tupaia belangeri chinensis (Chinese tree shrew)
Lineage: Eukaryota; Metazoa; Chordata; Mammalia; Scandentia; Tupaiidae
Gene: CNOT4
Product: CCR4-NOT transcription complex subunit 4
Exons: 11
Coding region: 208-1935 (575 amino acids)
Biological process (GO): protein ubiquitination
Cellular component (GO): CCR4-NOT complex
Molecular function (GO): RNA binding; metal ion binding; ubiquitin-protein transferase activity
Source: RefSeq, a predicted model, not a curated record